Messenger RNA from Peronospora belbahrii, 2451 nucleotides. NCBI's taxonomy places the organism in Eukaryota, Oomycota, Peronosporomycetes, Peronosporales, Peronosporaceae. The record is from the annotation of a GenBank genome assembly.
AUGGCAGCUCUUCUCUAUACAAACAUCAAGUCAAAAAUAUUGCGCGGGUACUUUUUGGCGCUCGUAAAGCAGUCAGUCGCCAAUCAAUCGCCAAAGAGCUUUAUGUCUUUAAUGCAGCGACAUCCAUCGACUACAAAGAAGUGUUCAAUGAGAAUGACUCGUGACAAUACAAAGAAGACAAUAAAACAUGGAUCUGGUCAAUCAAUAAAGAAGAAAAACAACACGACGAUCUUAACCAAGGAACUUCCAUCGGAAUCCGAGCCUCAGCCACAAUUAUCGCUUGACUCCGCCUCACGAAGCUUUUUACAGCUUCUCAAGGACGAUAGGGGUCGUCUACCACCUCCAAUAACGGUAGUAACCAAAUCUCGUGUCAUGAAAUUGUCAAAGGAGAAACACGUGAUGGAAUUUCAAUUGCCAUUUAAUGACUUUGAACUCAAGAGCCUGGAGGAACGUCCAUGGAUACGCCGUCCACCACCUUUUGGUAAAAUUAGUCGCUGUGUGUACGUUUCAACAAAGAUCCCAAUUGCUGAUUUUCCAGUACAUAAAUGCACGUGUUAUGAAGAGAUACACAAGUCCAUGACGAAGCGUACAACGGUCAUGGCAAGUGUAAAGGCUCAAAAGGAAUGUGCAGUCCAAGGACGACGAUAUCGUGACUUGAAAAAAAGGACAGAAAGGGAAACGAUGGUGUACUGUGGUGAAGGAUGUUAUAACCGUAUGCUGUUCAUUAGUUGCUCAAAUGAAACGUGUUCAGCUCCUGAUCCAAGCAUAUGUAGUAAUCGUGCUAUUAAGAGAAGAGAACUCAAGGCCGUGCGAGUCGAAUAUAUCCCAGGUCCUGGAUUUGGACUUGUUGCUAACGAAAUGAUACAUGCAGGAGAGUUUAUUAUCGAGUAUAUUGGAGAAGUCAUUGACGACGAAGAAUGUGGACGAAGGAUGAUCAAGUACAUGGACAAUGGCGAGGUUAAUUUCUAUCUGAUGGAACUGGAAAAGAACACUGUCAUUGACGCAAAGUACCGUAGUAACGAGUCGCGUUUCAUUAACCAUAGCUGUGAUCCCAACAGUAUUACACAAAAGUGGAAUGUGGACGGCAUACAGCGUAUUGGAAUUUUUGCGCGUCGCAAUAUCGCUAUCAACGAAGAGAUCACGAUCGACUAUAACUUUUCACACUUUGGCGAGGCGGCUGAAUGUAAAUGUGGAUCCACUGCUUGCACGGGUAAAAUUGGUCUCAAGCGAUCUAAACUUCCCUUGUAUUCUCAUGUGGUGGGAACUGCAAAGGCGAAAAAACAGGUACCAGUGGAUGAGGAGCCACCUGAGCUUAAGCGACCAGUACACUUGACUUCGCUUGCACUGCUGAAAAGUUCUCAGCUGGAUGAUAGCUGGUUGGACGAUUACGGGUUCAAAAAACGUCGAUUGUUCCUCAGUCACCGAUUGCCCACGAAGGAUGACACUACUGAGAGAGUAGACAACAGCGGAGCUCGUCAUUGUAUGUCAUCGGGCAGUCCAGACUCGGUAUACUCGACAACGACAGAGGAGGAUGUAUCGUUGACACCGCCACAAAUGAUUCAGAGUAAUUUUAUUGCAGAGAAGCCACAAAAAAAGACCUGGUAUGGAAAGAUUGUAGCAGGAGAGCAUCUGCAUGAAAUGAAAGUACUUCCCAGCUACACGUGUGGAGGCAAGCCAGACUGGACUGCCGAUCUCACCAGUUACCGCAAGCUCGUAUCAAAUGCACCAGUGAAGAAGAGGGGCCCAGGGCGUCCACCAAAAAAGAAGCGUAGUUGUCAUAAAAAAGUGGCGCCGCUGCUUCCACGUCCAAAUCGUGCUUUGCUAGGUACAAAGCUUAUUCACAGACGUCUAAGCCUUUCGCAAGCACGAGCAAGGGGUAUAAAUGAGCUUGCAGCCUUUGCCAAAGGCAAUUCUAAAUGGAACAAACGCAUUCCGUCCUCCAAUACCAUCAAUCCAGACCGCAUUUAUCGUCUGAUUGAUCGUGUAAAGGGUAAAGAAAUCUUCAUCAACACUGACCAGAAUGACUUGAACGAAGACGCUUGCUUUCGUUGUGGUCUAGCGGGCGAGCUUAUUUGCUGUGAUGGCUGUCCUGCUGCAUUCCAUCUUAAUUGUACAAACCUUGCUAUGGUGCCUCCGGAUCAAAUUCCAUGGUUUUGCUCCGAGUGUACCAACCCAAAGCAUUUUCAGCAGAAAAUAUCAGAGACGUCGGAUACUGGCAUCAUCGCUGCUAGAGGUACAAGAAGCAGUCAGUCAGACGUCCUAGGACGGUUGCGUACGCAUGCAGCGCCACAAAUUCCAAGUCUCAAGAAGAUUUUUCAUGUUCCAGCGUCCAAUACAAAGCGCCGUUACAAAAAACGCCAUAAAGUUCUGGGCCGUUUGUAUCGCGAGCUAGAACAGGUGCCAUUACCCGUGUGGAACGAAAGCAGUAAUGAGAGUGAAACCGAAGAAUAA